Messenger RNA from Camellia sinensis, 868 nucleotides. Its product is annotated as Adenine nucleotide alpha hydrolases-like superfamily protein. Lineage: Eukaryota; Viridiplantae; Streptophyta; Magnoliopsida; Ericales; Theaceae. The record is from RefSeq and is a predicted model, not a curated record.
GAGGUUGCGGAUAAACCCCGGUUUUAUCGGCUGCACUGCACGAGCACACAGAUAUCUGCACAUUUACAUCACUCCAACUCCAACUUUUUUCUUCAACAAAUAAAUACAAACAAGUGGCGUGCAAAAUUGAUCGAAAAAAAAAAACCCCUUGCCUUGCGAUUCUGAAAAAAUGGAGGAAGAUCAGGGAAGCAGUACUGGGAAGAAGAAGAAGGUGAUGGUGGCUAUAGAUGAGAGCGAGUGCAGUCACUAUGCUCUCGACUGGGCUCUCCAAAACCUCUCCAACUCCAUCGCCAACUCCGAUCUCUUCCUCUUCACCGUUCAACCCAUUGCUGAUUACAGCUAUUUAUAUGCCUCUUCUUAUGGCGCUACUCCCCCCGAAUUGGUUAGAAAUUUCCAAGAAAAUCAGAAGAAGGUUUCCCUGGCUCUGCUAGAGAAAGCUAAGGACAUCUGCAGUAAAUAUGGGGUAGUUGCAGAGACAAUGACAGAAGCUGGAAAUCCGAAAGAGACCAUAUGUGAAACAGUGGAAAAGCUCCACAUCCAAUUGCUUAUAUUGGGCAGCCAUAGUAAAGGAGCUCUGAAAAGGGUUUUUCUGGGAAGUGUCAGCAAUUACUGUGUUCACCAUGCCAAGUGCCCAGUUCUCGUCGUGAGGAAGCCGAUUUGAGUAGAUCAUAUUGUGUGAUAUGCUAUAUGCUGCAGAUUCUAGUUGUGAGGAAACUGGUAAAAUGAAGGGCUUUCCGUCCAUAAGACACAUCAUUCUGGAUAGUUAGUUUCUAUAUAUAUAUUUGGUUUGUAUAAUAAUACUCAUGUGCAAAUUAAGACUUCUUGUUUAUAAGUGGAAUAAAUUGAGUUGUCUGUCUUGAUUUCCAAA